AUAUCAUAGAACAGAAUGUGAUGAAUGCCACGAAAAUGAAGAAGUCAAGCUGAAUAAUGAAUCAAAAUUGAGGUGUUGGAUUAUGACAUCCAUUGUGAAAAGUUGUGAGCAGCUUGUGAACAUUCAACAUUCAACAUUCAACAUUAAACAUUAGAACACAGGAUUCAGAAAUGGAGCAAGCUGUUUGUUCUUUCCUUCAGGUCUAGGUUUAGCCUUCUAGAUUCAUAAUGUAUGGGUUUACAUAAAGGUAGAUGAAUGCAAUUAUUGAAGGCCUAUCAUAAAGACAACACUCUCUUAUCCUUACUACUGAGCCAUCUAAAGAACAUAACCAAAGUCUUCAAGCCUAACAGAUGAAUGCCUUUAAUAGUGGUACCCAAAUGCACUAGAGUCCAUUGGCAUUUUUUGUUCAUCUCAAAUAAAUGAUUAAUGAAAUAGACAGGAAUAGUAAGCGGUUCAAAAGCAGGGGAAGGGGGAAUGGAUUGAGUCACUGAGUGAUGGUGACAUUUCCACGUGAAAGAAGAAAGAAGAAGGAAGAAAGAAGAAAGAAGAAAGAAGAGGAAAGAAGGGCGGAUGGCUUGAAAAUUCUGGCACAGCGACUUCCCUAAGGUUUCUAGACACUUGAUAUUUAAUUAUUCUAUUUCUUUUUUAAAGAAGAUCCAAAUUUGAUUUUGACAUCUAUAUUUUUAAAUUAUGUGAUUCUAUUAACGUAUUGCCACGUCAUGCUGACACCGUGGCGACUGCAAAAUUUGAGGAGCGGAUGAUUUCAGGCUAUCAUUCCCAAUCUUCCCCUGCAAUUUUCCCACCUAUUUCCCCUUAUAAAUUUUUCCCUCCCUCCCACCCAACCAUUCUUUCCAAUUUUCUCUGCUCUUCGGUUUUUCCAUCGUAUUUUCUCUUACCAUUUCUCCACCUUCCACACACCCACAACAAAUAGAGGAUGCCAAUAGAGAUGCCCAGAGGCCUACCAUUCUCAGUGGACACAUGGACUCCAUCUUCAAAGAAAAAGAGGCACCAUUUUCUCACUCAUGCCCACAAAGACCACUCCUCUGGCAUCUCCACCCACUCUGCAUAUCCAAUUUACUCUACCCACCUCACCAAAACCCUAAUUCUUCAACAAUAUCCCCAGCUUGAUGAUUCAUUGUUUGUGGGUAUCGAGGUGGGACAGUCGAUGGUUGUUGACGACCCGGAUGGCAGAUUUGGGGUCACGGCUUUUGAUGCCAAUCACUGCCCUGGAGCUGUAAUGUUCUUGUUUGAAGGCGAUUUCGGUAACAUCCUGCACACAGGAGAUUGCAGACUCAUCCCUGAGUGUUUGCAAAACUUACCACAGAAGUAUGUAACCAAGAAAGGAAAAGAGCCAAAGUGUCAGUUUGAUUAUGUUUUCCUAGACUGCACGUUUGGGAGAUCUUCUCUGCAUAUCCCCAGCAAGCAUUUGGCUAUCCAACAGGUUAUCAAUUGUAUAUGGAAGCACCCUGAUGCCCCUAUCGUGUAUCUGUGCAGCGAUAUGCUAGGUCAGGAAGAGAUUCUUAUCAAUGUGUCCAGAAUAUUUGGGUCCAAGAUAUUUGUUGAUAAAGCCAACAAUCCUGAAUGUUUCCAAGCUUUGACACAUAUGGUUCCUGAAAUUCUCUCUCAAGAUCCAUCUUCCCGCUUCCAAGUAUUUGAAGGAUUUCCUAAGCUUUGUGAAAGAGCACAAGCAAAGCUUGCAGAGGCUCAAGCUAAUUCCCUACCUGAGCCUCUCAUUAUCCGCCCUUCAGCACAAUGGUAUGCAUGUGAGGAAGACUUACCAAAGACUGAAAGGCGAAAAAAGGAGAGCUUUAAUGAAGCUGUAAGAGACCAGUUUGGCAUUUGGCAUGUCUGUUACUCAAUUCAUUCAUCUAGGCAAGAAUUAGAGUGGGCUCUGCAGCUUCUUGCACCCAAACGGGUUGUAUCAACUACUCCCAGUUGCCGAGCUAUGGAGCUGAAUUAUGUGAAAAAACAUUGCUUUAGCAGUCACAUAACUUCCAGUGACCCUCUCUGGAAACUUCUAGACAUUGGUGUGGAAGCUUGUUCAAAUCUGGAUGCAUCGGUUAAAGUUGUAGGUUGUUCACCUAUGAUGGAAGGUUCCAGCAAAACUUGUGCAGAAUCUCAACUGCAACUGGUAAAAAUAUCUGCUGCUACCCAGAAAGAACAGUUAGAUUUGUCUACUCCAAGUGAAAGGCCACCUCUCACACUAUUUGGAAAAGCUAGAUUUGGUUUCCAAGAUUCUACUUUUCAGCAUGAACAGGAGAAAACAAUGGUCAUGAAAUCUGAUCCUCAACAAAUAGUAACUAAUAGAGCAGAAAAUGAAUCCUCAAGCCAGGAUGUUGAAUUGGAAUGUGAGAAUUCCUUGGAGAAAAAAAUAGAGGUAGAUGUUACUGAAGUACCAAGUGAAAAGUUAGUGGAGAAAGAAACUGAAGUUUGCAAGAUUGCUUCUCAGGCCCCCAUCAUAUUGUCAAGGGGCUUUAAUGAAAGCUUGAGAAAUUUGUACAGGUCAAUGAAUGUGUCUGUGCCUCAGCCUCUUCCCUCACUGGUGGAACUUAUGAAUUCCAAUAAACGUGCCAAGAAGAUGCGUUGGCGCUGAAAGAACUGAUCAUCUUUUUAAAUAGUGCAUGGGGUUACUCUCAUUUGCAUAUGCAGUUCAUUCUAGGUGAGAUAUCAUCCCAGUUGCUUGAAGAGGAAGAGUAGAAGUAAGUUAAAAGAAUAAUGGAAGCCCUCAGGAUAUGGCGGUUCCUUAUGUGACAGAACAACAUUACAUUGUGGUUCACCCAGUUUGCCUGGUGGAAAUAGCUGUAUAUUACAUUGUAUAUCUGAUUCUUUUCUCCAUGAAUAAAAGACUCUUAAUUUGAA
This is a messenger RNA of Vitis vinifera (wine grape), 2859 nucleotides long. RefSeq lists its product as uncharacterized. The transcript is spliced from 4 exons. NCBI's taxonomy places the organism in Eukaryota, Viridiplantae, Streptophyta, Magnoliopsida, Vitales, Vitaceae. Gene Ontology annotation, biological process: interstrand cross-link repair; double-strand break repair via nonhomologous end joining; protection from non-homologous end joining at telomere. The record is from RefSeq and is a predicted model, not a curated record. The coding region runs from base 935 to 2593 and encodes 552 amino acids. Gene Ontology annotation, molecular function: damaged DNA binding; 5'-3' DNA exonuclease activity.